Messenger RNA from Aspergillus piperis CBS 112811, 2100 nucleotides. RefSeq names its product Zn(II)2Cys6 transcription factor. Gene Ontology annotation, biological process: positive regulation of transcription by RNA polymerase II; DNA-templated transcription. Lineage: Eukaryota; Fungi; Ascomycota; Eurotiomycetes; Eurotiales; Aspergillaceae. Gene Ontology annotation, molecular function: zinc ion binding; sequence-specific DNA binding; DNA-binding transcription factor activity, RNA polymerase II-specific. The transcript is spliced from 4 exons. The coding region runs from base 1 to 2100 and encodes 699 amino acids. The record is from RefSeq and is a predicted model, not a curated record. Gene Ontology annotation, cellular component: nucleus.
AUGGCAUCCACCAAUUCACCACAAGGCCCUUUGCUGGCGCCAGAUCCAUCCAAAGCGCCCCCAGGGAAGCGGCCCUUGCUGACGACCGGUGACGAUGCGGAUGAUGAGAAUCGCCGGAAAGACCCAAAAAUUACUCGGGCUUGUGAUACCUGCAAAAGAAAGAAAGUCCGCUGCGAUGGUACACUUCCAUGCAGGAAUUGUGCGAAACGAAAACUCCAUUGUUUCUAUAAUGCCAAAUACAACCGGGGUCGGCCUCCAACCCCACCACCUUCCAUGACGAUCAGUGAGCACCAAGCCAGACAGCAAAGUUAUCCUUCAGAGCAGAAUCCCAAUAGACAGAAUACGGAAUCAGUCACGCAUCUAGUCCCCGAGUCUCAAAUUAACCCUCGGGAUUCACCAGAGGUCGAACUUGAGGGGCAAUAUUCCGAUCCUACAUCAGGAUUGAACUUCUUGCACAGAGCAUGGAAGAAACUGUCGACACAAAACGAUGAUUCAGCAUUAUAUCAUUUGAACAACGCAGGAAGAGAUCAACUGCUCACUUCAGCUGGAGAUCCCCCAUUUCAUGUUGAUGAUGCAGCUCUAGACGAUGUGAUUCCAUUCGAAACGUGUGUGGUGACGUAUCGUAUGUUCCAUCGGCAACUCGUAGAAGGUUGGAUGGAGAUUCUCUUGAAAAAUCUACAAGAACGACAGCCAAUUACCCAUUCGCUCGGAAAUUCUAGAACUGCGAUACUACUCACCAUAAUGGCCAUCGCCUCUUUACGUCGCGAUAAAGUCAACGGCAAAGAGCCCCAAAUCGACAACAUGAAUGGCUUAUACAGAAGUGAUCGGUUGUUCAGUGCAGGCAUGAAACUGACUGAGACGGAGAUAGGGUUUCCAAAAGUUGAAUCCGUCCAGGCACGGCUCAUCCAAGUUCUCUACCUUCUGCAAACAGCUCGCAUGAACAAAGCCUGGUAUGUAUUUGGAAAUGCCUUUCAGGUAACGCUUUCCCUCGGCAUGCACCGGUGUCGAGACCAGAGGAGAAAUUUCCCUUGCCCGGGACGGCCCCAUAAUUACAUUAUCUCAGAAUGCUACAAACGCACGUUUUGGGUAGCUUACAUUGUUGACACCUAUUUGAGCGUUGUGUUCGGCCGGCCUCGACUUUACCAAGACGAGAAUAUUGACCAGGAUUUCCCUAGCAUGGUCAAUGACGAGGACAUGAAACCGCAAGGGCCUUGCAACUCAGACAACCCAAGAGAUUGCUAUAUUGAUGCUUUGAUCCAUCAUGCCAAGAUUGCGCAGAUCAUAGGAAAAAUAUCACGAGAAGUAUACUCGAUCAGCAAUCUGCCCAACGAAGAUCGUCUAGCAGCUGUGCAGCGGUUGUGUCAUGAUCUGCAUGUAUGGUGGGCCAGCCUGCCGCCACAUUUGGGUACAGUAAAACCCUCCACCUUGAUACCCAGUUUCCGGCGCCAGGCCAUUGCUAUGCGGCUGGCAUACUAUCAUGCUCUCAUGCAUGCCAAUCGACCUUUCCUUUUGAGUGAAGGAGCAUACGAGGAAGUUAAAGAAUGCAUAACUGCUGCCCAGAACAGUCUAGAACUUCUCGAUAGAAUGGCUAAAGACAGUACAUUAUUUCAUUCUUUUUGGUGGACAUAUUAUGUUAUUUUUUGUGCAUUGUCUGUUGUCUAUGUCUGGGAGAUUCAGCGAACUACCCGAUGCAUAUAUGGAAAUGAUGAUCAGGCAUCGAGCAAGCUCUUUGAUCUCGCUGAGAAGUGCCACAUUCAUCUCAAGAGAGCGUCGACAAGUCUAUCACAGAACCAACGAUACAGCAUUAUACUAGAUGAACUGCGAUCCGAAGCGCAGAGAUGCCGAGCUGCGAUGGAAAGCCUGCAAAGUCAACGUCCAGGUACUUUUCACGGCGCUGAAGGACAUGUUGCAGAUAUUAGCCUUUCAUUUCCGCAGGACCCAGAAAGCUGCCUUAACACGGCCUUUCUCCAAGAAGGAGCCAUGCCCGGGGUGUUAGAGAACCUCCAGUUUAGUGAUUGGCAGAUGCUUGACUCUUCGGCCUUCUUGCCCUUACUGGACUCAAAUUACGUCUCUCCCACAGACUUUCCUGGAGUUCAAUGA